Acanthosepion pharaonis is the source of this 1950-nucleotide messenger RNA. NCBI's taxonomy places the organism in Eukaryota, Metazoa, Mollusca, Cephalopoda, Sepiida, Sepiidae. The record is from the annotation of a GenBank genome assembly.
AUGUUUCACAACUGUGUUGCUACCCCGUCUCAAUCAUCUAACCAUUCUCCUCCUCCUCCAAAUAAUCGAUACCUUCUUACUCCCAUUCCUUCUUCAUCACCUUCUUCUUCUUCUUUUUCUUCUUCUUCUUCUUCUUCUUCUUCUUCUUCUUCUUCUUCUUCUUCUUCUUCUUCUCUUCAUGCUAUGCCAGCUUUUCUUCUUUCUUUUUUCUCUCCAUCGACCUUUCUCUCUUCAUCUCACUUCGCAGCUUUUUCGUUUUCAACCACCGGCCGCCCAUCACUGAGUGAGGCUUUCUCCAUCCACCACACCAACUUAGACAAACGGAACAGACCCGACGCUGCCUCCUACUCCAUAUCCUCUUCCACCUCUAGCUUUCUCUUUCUCUCUUUCUCUCUUUCCACCUCCUCCUGGCGACAGCUGCAGCAGAUAACACCGUACUUAGGACAGGUUCCCCAUCAGGAAAACUUCAAGACGAAACCGCAACAAGCAACCUCACCUCCUCCUCCUCCUCCUCCUCCUCCACCUCCUCCUCCACCCCUACCCACUGUAAGCAUCACGCCUGGCACCAACGCACCACCAACCCAGCUUCCCCAACAACCCUCCCUCGGACCGCACCAGCCCUCGUCGUCAACACCUCCACCGCCGCCGCCACCUCCACCGCCUGUGCAGACCCCACAGAGAAAACAAUCCAGUAAACAUAAGCCGAGCCAUAAACCAUCGCAGCAACAACAACCGUCACAACAACAACAACAACAGCAAUCUGUGACGACACACGGACUGUCCAAAUUGAAGCAGUCCCAACGCCGACAGGUGCCCCCGCCACCCCCGCCGCCACCGAUCCAACAGCAGCGCUCGGCUAUUCAGCCGUCACCCAAAAAGCAACAACAGCCAGGCCAGCGCCAACCAGCCCCAGCAUCCACGCCCCUCCCAGCAGCAACCCCUUGUGAACCACCACCACCACCAACAACAAAAUCAACAGCAACAAGAACCGGCUUCUACACCGACUCCUACACCACCUCCCCCACCCCCGAUUUCCCCCCACCCAAAAAUCCCCAACACCACAAGCAGGUGCAUUCUUCUUGUGAGGUGCCCCGCCCGUCGGGUCUGACGAUUGACCGGAACGGAACUCUCGGCACCACAGAUCUGGGAAGUCUCCAGCUGGCCAAAAAGACCCAACAACAACAGACACCCCAACCCAUAGGUCUCCCACAGUCACCCCUUGUCCCACUGCCCGCCUCCCAGCCAUUGUCACCUAUUGCUGCUGCUGCAGCUGUCCUUGCAGCUGAAAAAAUUGCAACCCCACAGGCUAACCACCAGAACCACCCUCCCCACCACCACCACAACAACAACAACAAAAAAAAUCCUGCAGCAAAUCCGCCCGCAGUCACCUCUACGACUGCGAAAACCACCUCGAAAACCACCAACGGGACCGCACGAACUGGCUCGGCGGCGGUGGUGACCCCAGCAGGAGCACGACAACCUCUUCCUCCACCACAGGCACGGGCACAGACCCCAAAGACUGGCUCAUCACCACCGCCGCCCUCGACGCAUCUUUCAAACACCCCGGUCUCUCUUGCUCAACAACAUCACCGGCCACAGGCCAACAGUGCCAGCCCGACUCAACACUCCGGUUCCAUCAAGGAUCUCAGACAGAAAAAAGGACCUUCGUCAGCUGCUGGGCAGCAAAUAUGUGACGGUAGAUAUGAUAUUUGCUCAAUGGGAAAAAGUAGGUCCCUGAACCGAAAGUUACCACAGAAAACCCCGCUGGACGAAGACAUCACCGUUCUGGAAGAGGUUCCUGUCGUCGCAUUGCCAACAAAGGAAGAAGCAUCAAGGAAGAUCACCAUAGCAACACCCAAGACAAUAGACACGUCAAACAAAAGGUGGGAAUUUGUAAUCUCUGUCCAAUUUAUUUAUAACAGCACAUUUCACUCACACGAAUGCAUGUAA